CAGAGCGCGGUUUCCUGUCCGGGCCCGUUAUGUGAGCGCUCAGCGGCCUUCCGCGCUUUCGGCUCUGGCUGUAGCUGCUGCUGUUGGUGGCACAGCACUUCCAGCGGGUGCUCUCCCUCCUUCGCCGGCUCUCCACGGAGCUAAUAUUACAUCUACAGCGCUGACCUCCCCGAGAAUCACCUCUCCCAGCGUCGCGGGGCAAGAACACAUCUACGGGUCCGUUCGUUUGCUGUCUGUGAACGAGGUUUACAUUAGAGAAUGGCUAUGAGGCAAACUCCGCUCACCUGCUCAGGCCACACCAGACCUGUUGUGGAUCUGGCCUUCAGUGGAAUAACACCUUACGGCUAUUUCCUUAUAAGUGCUUGCAAAGAUGGCAAACCGAUGUUGCGCCAGGGAGACACAGGGGACUGGAUCGGGACGUUCUUGGGUCACAAAGGUGCCGUUUGGGGGGCCACCUUAAAUAAAGAAGCCACUAAGGCAGCUACUGCUGCUGCUGAUUUCUCAGCAAAGGUGUGGGAUGCAGUCACUGGAGAUGAGGUCCUCACCUUGGCGCACAAGCACAUUGUUAAAUGUGUUAACUUCACGCAGGACAGCAACUGCCUUCUGACAGGAGGUAACGAUAAAGUGCUGCGCAUCUAUGACCUCAGCAAACCUGAAGCAGAGCCUCAAGAGAUUUCGGGCCACACCUCAGCCAUCAAGAAAGCUCUGUGGUGUAACGAUGACCAGCAGAUUCUCUCUGCUGCAGAUGACAAAACUAUACGCCUCUGGGACAGAAACACAGGCGAAGCAGUGAAGACUCUCUCAUUUGAAGCAUCGGUCAGCAGCAUGGAGUACAUUCCUGAUGGGGAGAUUCUCGUCAUCACAUACGGAAGGACCAUUGCUUUCUACAAAGCUCACACCUUGGACCUGAUUAAGACCGUUGACGCCCCAGCUUCCAUUCACUCUGCAUCACUGCACCCUGACAAAGACUUCUUCGUGGCUGGAGGAGACGACUUCAAGCUCUACAAAUACGACUACAGCACGAAGGAGGAAAUGGAGUCCUACAAGGGUCACUUUGGGCCCGUGCACUGUGUGCGCUUCAGCCCUGACGGAGAACUGUAUGCCAGCGGUUCUGAGGACGGGACUCUGCGUCUGUGGCAGACGGCCGUGGGGAAAACAUACGGCCUGUGGAAGUGCGUCCUUCCUGAGGAGCUGUCGUCGGAGAACUCGGAUGCGCUGUACUGCCCUCCGGCUGAGAUCAAGGCUUGAGGCGCGGAGAGGGAAGCGGUUAGGUGAGGUCCAGAGAGGGAUGGGGCAGUGAGCCCACGCCCCUGCAGAGUGCUGUGCCACCCAGACUCCAUCUCCCGAAACGGCCUGAGGAGCUGAGCUCAACACGGGGAGUGUGGGGAAUCCACCGAGCACCAGGAGGAAGUAGUAGAGAUGGGAGACCCCCAGCUGCCUACUCUCUCUCUGAUGCUGUUAGAUUUGUUUCAGCUCCUCCACAGCGGUCUGUUUCCACAGCACUGUGAUCACUUUUGUUUUGUUUCGUUUUGUUUCAUUUCUUUUCUUUUUUUUCUCCUUUUUUUUUCUUUCAGAUUCGUAAUUUGUGCUUUUAAACAAAACGUUUUUCAUUAAAGGGAAUACACAGUGCUCACGUUCGGUUAAUGAUAUCUCAGUGGAAGUGAUCCUGAGGAGAAAUGUUAUGUCAAAUGCUGUUCGCAUAUUAUUCACAGUGGUAUCUUGUGGUGUAAUAACACGCGGACCCCCGAGUACCCGGAUACUGGGGCGUUUUGGACUGCAA
Colossoma macropomum (tambaqui) is the source of this 1780-nucleotide messenger RNA. It is a transcript of the gene strap, whose product is annotated as serine/threonine kinase receptor associated protein. The record is from RefSeq and is a predicted model, not a curated record. Gene Ontology annotation, molecular function: RNA binding; protein binding. Gene Ontology annotation, cellular component: SMN complex. Gene Ontology annotation, biological process: spliceosomal snRNP assembly. NCBI's taxonomy places the organism in Eukaryota, Metazoa, Chordata, Actinopteri, Characiformes, Serrasalmidae. The coding region runs from base 259 to 1248 and encodes 329 amino acids. The transcript has 10 exons.